This is a messenger RNA of Sapajus apella (tufted capuchin), 2116 nucleotides long. RefSeq names its product Ras and Rab interactor like (gene RINL). The transcript has 11 exons. The record is from RefSeq and is a predicted model, not a curated record. NCBI's taxonomy places the organism in Eukaryota, Metazoa, Chordata, Mammalia, Primates, Cebidae. Gene Ontology annotation, molecular function: small GTPase binding; guanyl-nucleotide exchange factor activity. Gene Ontology annotation, biological process: vesicle-mediated transport. Bases 196 to 2019 code for a protein of 607 amino acids. Gene Ontology annotation, cellular component: cytosol; endocytic vesicle.
GCCUGCCAGUGUCCCUUCCUCUAAGCCCCGUCACUGAAGGCCUGAGCCCCCGAAAGAGGGAGGAAGGUUGACUUCAGAUACCCCAGCCCCGCCUCUUCCCCUGCUCAGCUUCCUCUCUGCACUUCCUGCCACUGCAGGCCUCUCCUCCGAGAACAGAGGCCAGGCCAUGACUCACUGGCUUCCUGCAUACUGAGGAUGGCCCAGACGGAGGACGAGGCACCUGAGGUCCCCACAGACUGGGAGAGGCUGGUCCCAUCACAGGUGGACAAAGCAGACAGGACCCCUCUAGGGGUCCUGAGCGCCCUAGAGCCACUUCUUCGCCUGCAGAGAACAUGGGGGGUGUGGCAUGUGCCAGAGCUGGAUACCCAGGACGCAGAAGCCCUCGUGGGGCUGUGGCCACUGGGGAGUUUCUUGGUCACAGGACGUGACCCCAGCCAGGUCCUGGUGUUGAGGACAGGACCUUUACCAGGAGGAGUCAACACCUACCAGAUCCAGAAGAUUCCCGGAGGUGUGACCCUGGAAUCCUCCAACCUCUGCAUGCCAGACCUGCCCCAUCUCCUGGCCUUUCUAUCAGCCAGCAGGGAUGUUCUGCCCAGAACCCUGCUCUUGCCCCCUCCCACUCUAGGGCCUGGAGAUGAACACAAAGAUCCUCUGCAGAUCGGCAGCAUCCAACAGGACACCCCAGGGAAGGUGCUUUCCAUUAUUAACCAACUCUACCUGGAGACCCACAGAGGCUGGGGGAAGGAGCAGACCCCCCAAGAAAUAGAGCCAGAGGCUGCCCAGAGAUAUGAUCCAGCCCCCAGGAACCCUGCGCCUCACGGAGUCUCCUGGGUGAAAGGCCCGCUCAGCCCAGAAGUGGGCCAUCCUGGGCCGGCUCUUGCCAGCCUCCUGGAGGAGGAGGAGGAAGACCCUGAAGGAAGGGAGGAAGAAAGGGAGGACGACCCUGAAGAGGAAGGCCCCGAGGACAUACUCACCAUUCACAUCCAAGCUCUGGUCAGGGCUCGGAGCAGCUACGUGGCCAGGAAGUACCGAAGUCUUCGGUUGCGCAUCACCUCGGAUUCUGGGGGUCCCCACAGGCCUGGGGACCCAGCCACGGAGCUGCUUCAGGAUGUGCGGCAGCUCCUUAUUGACCUUCAGGAUCACCUGGCAAAGGACCCCUACAUCCAAGCUGUCUCUGGGAGAAAGGGUCCUGGGGUCUCCAAGAAGGAUGAAGAUCCAGGCCCUGCGCUGGAGACGGCCGUGUGCCAGGCGGUGCUGGAGCCCCUGAAACCGGCCCUGUGGACGCGACUCCGCACGCUCCGAGCGCCGGAGCUGCGGCGGCUGCGAAGGCGACAAACAGCCCUGCGGGCGGGGGCGGGGCCUAUGGGCUCACAGGGGGCGGGGCCCGAGGGUCAGGGCCCCGCCCCCGCCCUGCGGAGCCGCAUCCACGCGCGCCUUGCGCACCUCCACGCCGCCUGCGCCCCGCGCCGCAAGGUGGCGCUUCUGUUGGAGGUGUGCAAAGAUGUCUACGAGGGCCUGGCUCAGGGCGAGAACCAAGAUCCCCUGGGGGCCGACGCCUUCCUGCCGGCGCUGACCGAGGAACUCAUCUGGAGCCCGGCCAUUGGGGAGACGCAGCUGGACGUGGAGUUUCUUAUGGAGCUCUUGGAUCCAGACGAGCUGCGGGGAGAGGCCGGGUACUACCUGACCACGUGGUUUGGGGCGCUGCACCACAUUGCCCACUACCAGCCCGAAACGGACCGCGCGCCCCGGGGGCUCAGCUCCGAGGCCCGCGCCUCCCUGCACCAGUGGCACCGCAGGCGGACGCUGCAUAGAAAGCAACAUCCCAGAGCCCAGGUGACUGCCCUUCCGGCUGCAGGUGGAAGGGAGGGUGAGACUUGGUGCCCUUCUGACACAGCUCCCACCUCUCCCCACAGGCCAACCUCCCCUUUAAGGAGCCGUGGGCAGAAGAGACUGUGCCAGGGACCAAUCACGAUUAGGGGUUCCACACCCCUCCUCACGCCCCGCCGUUCACGCCUGUAAUCCCAACACUUUGGGAGGCCAAGGUGGGAGGAUUGCUUGAGCCCAGGAGUUUGAGACCGGCCUGGGCAAAAUAGUGGGACACCGACUCUACCAAAAA